AUGCCAGCAACUUCUGAUUGUAUUGAUCAGGUGCACGACGCAACACCACUUCCACUCGACUUUAAUAACACAUCCUUGGUGCAAAUAGCCGUCGCAAAAGCUUCUCAAGUAAACGAAAACGGUAACGAGCGGCCUUUUGCACUAUUGGAAAAUAGCGAAGUGCAUGAGGACAAUUCUGCACUCGUCAAUACACCAAGAAAACGAAGGAGGCUAGAAGUUCAAAUUGGAGAAAGUUCAGAUUUACAGCUUCGCCCAGCGUCUUGCAACAAUAACUUACAAACUAUCGCCUGGGAAUUUCCACUCCAAAGCUCUGGGACGACUUCGAACGUGUUGGAAAUACAUAACCAAAGCCUUAUGAUGAAGCCGGCAACAUUGCAUAGUCUACAGUAUGCAUUGCCGAACAACAUCAGUCAUGAAAUAUCACAAUCAUCUCCAUUAGAUGUAUCAGCAGGAUUGCGACCAGAACACGGAGGUCGACAGCAUAACGAACUUAUGCCCUACACCUACAAUGCGUUUCUCCCUAUUGCUUUAGAGAUGCAAAAUGUUCAACGUUACAAGAACAGUCCACAACUCCAGAUUCAGCUCCAUGACUUUCGUGUUGUUCCAGACACAGCCCGGUCAGUUUGGUUUGCUAUUACUGGCAAUAUUGGAGGUCUGCAGAAGCUUUUCGCACAAGGGCUGGCAUCACCAAAGGACAUAAGCUAUACUCGACAGUACAGCCUAGUGAGGUGGGCUCUAUAUGGUGGGAUGAACAAUUACCCAACUGUAAAAUUCUUGCUCAGUCAGGGAGCUUCUGUUGAUGAAGAGUCCUAUCGGCAUGUAUGGGAUUAUGCAUAUCGCAUGAAAUGCAAUCCCACAGAGCUUUCUGAGCUAAAAUGCAUCACGAUGCAACCGCCAACGUCAUACAUUCACACCGAUUGGGUUGAAGAGCAGAGAUUUCCGCAGAUCCACAAAAUAGUUCUUGGUCGGUGUUCUGAAUCGCUCAGCGUUGAGAUCGAUGCCAAUCCAAAUGCUGUUAAUCUCACGGAUGCCAUGAACCGCACAGCGCUUGACUGGGCUACCGCUCUGGCUAAGCUGUCCGACAUGAGAAUCUUAAUCGACCGCGGCUCACCCCUCAACUCGAUAGACGUCAGUGGCCGCAGUACCGUCCUGCAUGCAGUUGACAGUCACAACGAAGAUGCUCUCAGUAUGAUCCUUGAGGCUGGAGCAGAUCCUAAUCCUGAAAUUCCAGGGGGUCUAUUUCGCAGCAGCCCACUCACAGCGGCUACGUUUGGCGGCUUGGAAGGCAUGGUCAAGAGGCUUCUAAAUCACGGCGCCAAGGUUGAUGCCUGCAACCCAGAAGGCCGGACAGCUUUACACACUGUUGCCAGUAUGCAAAAUGUUGAGUGCGCGCGGAUUCUGCUCGAUCAUGGGGCAAAUUUGGGACUUGUUAACAGCAAAGGAUUUUCGCCAAUUAUGACAGCGGUGGUGCAUAACAGCCAUGCUGUACUGAAACUCUUCAUCGAUCGAUGCAAUGCCGAUUGUUUAGAGGGGUCGCAAUUACUACCUGUUAUAGCCCAGUUUGCAGACACGGAAACGAUGUCCAUCCUUGCGACAUCACCCCUGCUGAGGGAGACUCUAUGUAAGGAAGAUCUUACUUCCGGCCGCAGAAGUCUUGAGUCGCGAACUGACUAUGAUAAAGUACUUGGUAAUGCGUUUGACAGUCUGUGUCGAUGA
Bipolaris maydis ATCC 48331 is the source of this 1716-nucleotide messenger RNA. The record is from RefSeq and is a predicted model, not a curated record. Lineage: Eukaryota; Fungi; Ascomycota; Dothideomycetes; Pleosporales; Pleosporaceae.